Diutina rugosa is the source of this 2310-nucleotide messenger RNA. RefSeq names its product Cta7p (gene CTA7). The transcript has a single exon. The record is from RefSeq and is a predicted model, not a curated record. The coding region runs from base 1 to 2310 and encodes 769 amino acids. Gene Ontology annotation, molecular function: zinc ion binding; sequence-specific DNA binding; DNA-binding transcription factor activity, RNA polymerase II-specific. Gene Ontology annotation, biological process: DNA-templated transcription; positive regulation of transcription by RNA polymerase II. NCBI's taxonomy places the organism in Eukaryota, Fungi, Ascomycota, Pichiomycetes, Serinales, Debaryomycetaceae. Gene Ontology annotation, cellular component: nucleus.
AUGGACGCCCGCGACGACGACGAGUACGUGACCGACACCAGCACCGUCGGCGGCGCCGUCGACGACGGCCACCAGCGGCGGGCGCCGCUGUUUCUCCCGAUACCGCCACCACCGAAAGUCGGCGUGUUCCCUCCGUAUAACCCUCGCCACCAGCUUCCGCCGCCGGUGCUCCAGCCAGCGCACCCGCCGCUCACGCUGACGCUCGCCAGACGACGAAUGAGGGUCACCCGCGCCUGUGACCGCUGCCGCCUGCAAAAGAUCAAAUGCCUGGGCACCAAUCCGUGUGUCACUUGUAAUAAGCACAAGAAGCUGUGCACGUACACGACGCUCGCCGAGCAGACGGGGCUGGCGCUGCUGGCGCCGCCGGUGAAGCGGCCCAAAUUAGACUUCCGCCAGGUCGAGCCGUUCGGGUUGCCGCAAAUGGAGCCCACCGGCGCCGAGUACGUGCGCCACUUAGAGAACCGGGUCCAGUACUUGGAGCUGUUACUAGUGCCGAGGGGCGACCAGCUCUUCGCUAAGCCGGAAAGCGACGACCCCAUGCACCCCGACAUGAAGGCUUUAUUGCUCAACGAGAGCGCCAAGUGGCGCUACCUGCGCCGCCACCAGAACUCGCUUAUCAACGCGUUGUGCAAGCAGAUCUACAGCCAGUUGCUGGACGAGCUGAAGGCGAAAGUGAGCAUUCCGAGAAUGCAGUACUUUGCCUGGAACAUGAGCGGCACCCACUACUUGCUGGCAGAGCUGUUGCCGCCUACUCCCUCCAUCGACGGCUUAUUUGAUGAAGCCGAGUACCUAAACUACUUCUUCCAGGACAUUAACCCGUUGUUUGCCAUCAUCCACGAACAGGUAUUCCGCGACCAAGUGGUGGCGUACCACAAAUUGAUGGCGGAGGCCGACGGCGACCACCCCAGCGUCGACGACCGCCAGCUGAAGGCGUACCACGCCAAGUUGUUCUCAGCGAUUUUGAUGUUGUGCUACGUGCUCGCCAUUAGAAUGAAGCAGAUGCUGUUGCCAAACCCGCUGGUGACGAUGCUUAAGCUCGAAGAGCGCUUGUUCAAAUACGCCCACAAGGUGAUCCUGGUGCUCCUGUUUGAGUGGGAGCUGUUUGAGUUGUGCCAGGGGUGGCUCUUGAUCACGAUGUACUUGCGCAUCGCCUACCGGCAAACGUCAAUGUACCACGCGUUGGGGCAGGCGAUCAUCAUGUGUAAGCUGAUGGGGUUGGGGCUAGAUCUGCAGCAGUGGAUCCGGUGUACUCCCUACGAGGAAGUUAAGGCCCGCAGAGUAUUUUGGCUGGUAUACUCGAUGGACCGGUGUCUAGGGCUCCAGCUGGGGAAGUAUUGUACUCUACGCGACGAAGACCGAGGCCGCACCUUCCCCCCGAUGGAGUACCCGCCGCUGCCCCGCGAUCUGUGGAUCACCUUACCCGCUUUCGCCAUGAUCCAGAUCCUGCGACUAGCCAAUUUCGUCCACACCAGCCCCACGGACGUGCUUGAGCUCAGCAAGCUCCAACAGAUCAAUACCGAGCUCUACCAGUUGAGCCAGUGGCUUGACGAGAACGGGUUUGCCAAUGCCAACAUCAUUAAGGAGGGGGGGCUCACCGUAUACGCCCAGGUGAAGCUCAACUACUAUGACCUCGUCCUCACCGUCCACGGCAAACUGUUGUACCUGUUGCUUGACCGCCACACCUCCAAGGCGCUCAAGAUCACCAUGGUGGUGGACGCGAUGCAGGGGACCAUCGACAUCGUCGAGCGCCUCCAUCGCGCCGGCAAGCUCUUCACUCCCUGGUGGUUGACGAUGCUUUUACUAUUCAACAACGGCAUCGCCGCCUGCUGCCUCAUCCACGGGGGCACCUUCAUCAGCCAGGCGCGCGAGAUCCUCCACAAGCUGGUGAAAUACCUAAAGAUCCUCCGCAAGCUGCCGGUACGCGACGAGCUGAAUAAGCUCAUUGUGCGCGAGCGGUUCAAGAUGGUUAAAGAGUGUAUUUGGGCGGUCAAAAUGACGAACCACAUCUUGCUGUUGCGGCUUCAAGAAGACAUGGACGCCAUCAAACUGGUGGGGAUCGACCACGGGCUGAGCGACGUCAACCAGGCGCUGUUCAGCCAAUUGGGGGUGAUGCAAGAGGACGUUACCCCUCACGAGCCCGAGUACCAGACGUUGCUCGGCAAGGACGUCCCCGUCGACGACGACCAGGAGGCGUUUGACGACUUGCUCCUCAACCUCCAGUGGUUCGACCAGUGGGGCGAUUUUUCCCUGGUCGACGGCCUCGACAAGCUUGGCGAUAACGGCACCACCGCGUGUGACCCGAGCAUAUGA